UGCCCAGUCAGCCCUAGGAGCCGGCUCUCCCUGCGCUCGGGCUUUGGGAGGCUGGAGCACAAAGAGCGCUUGUUGCCCCAGUCCCCGGGAGUCUCCCAGUGCUACCACUAGCUGGGGAGGACUGGUUACCAUGGAGGCUGCCAUCUGUUCACUCCCUGCUGGAAUGUGAUUAUCCUCGCUGGGUUGGGAACCAGCAAAAGCAGGGGAGCGUGUGCUGUCGGCAAUUAUCUGCAAUGGAGUGCGUUAAUGGAAGGCUGGAAUUAGCUAGCUGGAGGAGCACAUAAAAGGAUUCUAUCAAAACUAUUAAUGAUUUCUAGCCAAGAGGAGUAAGCUUUUUGCAAGGCAGCAGCAUCUGUCCAAAGUCCUUAAUAUUGUCUAGAACUUGUACAGCGAGUGCCACAACCAGACUAGUUGAGCAGAAUGUACGCAAUGAAGCGGCUCAGGGAAUAAAUGGAAGUGUGCCAGUCAAACAAUCCCCACGUUCAGCUUCAAAUCCAAAGCCACAAGUGCCUCCAAAGCCAAUUCAUCUGCAGAAGGCAACGUACCAAACCCCCAGGCAUAAAGCUUUAGCAAAUCACAAACCAAGGAUGGAGGAAGAGGCGCCCGCUGCUGUUUCCAGUGUUGCAAGGGAGAAGUCCAGUAAAGUGUCAGAUCUCAUCCAUCGUUUUGAGGGAGGCAGCUCGUUGAAUCCAAGUGAUUUGAAGAAAGAUUCCUCUGUUCUCCACCUUACUAAAUCUCAAGGAAGAUAUGGGUCAACAUCAUCACCUCAGCCCAAACUCCCCUCCCAGCACUCACUACAAAAACAGGGAAACAAUAAUACUGACAAAACUCAGGUUGCACAGCUACACACAGCCAACGGAGUAGUAGCACAAGACCAGCUGGAGGAUGAGGACAGGAGAUUAUCAGAUCGUGGCUCUGCUGUGUCCACUCCAGUUCCAGAUGAUGUCAUUGACAGCAGCUUGAUAAAUGGGGAAGGAGAAAGUACUUGCAGGGAGUCAUUGCAAAGUGUGACUACCUGUGAAGAACAGAUGCUUAACAGCUGCUACAGAACUCCAAGCAGUGAUACACUGCUCCCAUCUGAAAAUGAAACUCCAGAAAUUAAUACUAAUGUGAAAGAAGAACCAGCUGAGGAAAUCAGUAAACAAGAUCAACCUGUAGAAACAAAGGAGACAGAUGAACAGAAACGCCACAAAAUUGCCAGUGAACUUCUGCAAACAGAAAAAGCCUACGUUAGCCGACUUGACCUCCUAGAUGGGGUAUUCUAUUCCAGACUCCUUGAGGAAGCCAACAGAGGUUCGUUUCCACCUGAAGUGAUUAAUAAAAUAUUUUCUAAUAUUUCGUCAAUAAAUGCCUUCCACAGUAAAUUCUUACUUCCAGAACUUGAAAAAAGAAUGCAAGAAUGGACUACCACCCCUAGAAUUGGAGAUAUUCUGCAAAAGUUAGCUCCUUUCCUCAAGAUGUAUGGAGAGUAUGUGAAGAAUUUUGAUAAUGCAAUGGAAUUGGUGAAAACGUGGACUGAACGGUCACCUCAAUUCAAAUUCAUUAUUCAAGACAUUCAGAAGGAAAAAGUGUGUGGAAAUUUGACAUUGCAACAUCACAUGCUAGAACCAGUACAACGCAUUCCACGCUACGAGAUGCUUCUAAAGGACUACCUAAGGAAAUUGCCUCAGGAUUCUCUAGACUGGAAAGAUGCUGAAAAAUCCCUGGAAAUUAUAUCCACUGCAGCAAGUCACUCGAACAGUGCAAUUAGAAAGAUGGAGAAUCUAAAGAAGUUGCUAGAGAUAUAUGAGAUGCUGGGAGAAGAGGAAGACAUUGUGAACCCUUCAAAUGAACUGAUAAAAGAAGGCCAGAUCCUUAAACUCGCUGCUCGCAAUACGUCUGCUCAAGAACGGUAUCUUUUCCUAUUUAACAAUAUGUUGCUCUACUGCGUUCCCAAAUUCAGCCUGGUAGGAUCAAAGUUCUCAGUUCGAACCAGAGUUGGCAUAGAUGGUAUGAAAAUUAUAGAAACUCACAAUGAAGAAUAUCCACAUACUUUUCAAGUGUCUGGAAAGGAACGAACACUGGAGUUGCAGGCCAGUUCUGAACAAGAUAAAGAAGAAUGGAUAAAGGCACUUCAGAGUACUAUUGAAGUUUUUCAGCAGAGGAAUGAAACUUUCAGAAAUGCUAUUGCUAAAGAAUAUGAAGACAUGCCUGUUGAGGUUUCUAACGCCGAGCUUGGGAAGAGAGCGCCGAGGUGGAUACGGGACAACGAAGUGACCAUGUGCAUGAAGUGCAAGGAGCCAUUUAAUGCCCUGACAAGGAGAAGGCACCACUGCCGAGCAUGUGGACAUGUGGUUUGCUGGAAAUGUUCUGAUUACAAGGCACAUCUUGAAUAUGAUGGCAAUAAAUUGAACAAAGUCUGUAAGGACUGCUAUCAUGUUAUAAUUGGUUGUACAGACAGCGAAGAAAAGAAGAAGAAAGGCAUCUUGGAGAUUGAAUCUGCAGAAGUUUCUGGAAACAGUGUCAUAUGUAGCUUUCUUCAGUACAUGGAAAAGUCGAAGCCCUGGCAGAAAGCUUGGUGUGUUAUACCUAAACAGGAAGCUCUUGUGCUCUACAUGUAUGGUGCUCCACAGGAUGUUAAAGCUCUGGCUACAAUUCCCCUUCUGGGCUAUACAGUGGAUGACACUCCAAAAAGUGCUGACCUCCCACACAGCUUCAAACUGACCCAGUCUAAAUCUGUGCACAGCUUUGCUGCUGACAAUGAGGAACUGAAACAGAAAUGGCUGAAAGUUAUCCAUUUAGCUGUCAAAGGUGAGACACCAGAAUGUCAAAAUGAACUGCAAGUGAAUUUAGAAGAGCAGCCUGAAUCUUCUAAAAGAUCUGAAUGCUGAAGCUCGAGAACACAUGGCAUUUUUAAAAGAUUUCAGUUGAAAUUGUGGUUAACCUUUGUGUUAACAUUUCUUUGCUCAAUCAAGAAAAAAGAAAAAAAAAAAAGAAAAAGAAACUUCUUACUACCAUACACAUCUUGGCACUUUAUGUUUGGGAAAAAUUCUGGUCUUUUUAGGGGUCUUUUUCUUAUAUUUAUGUUCUGUCAAUAAAAGAGAUGUACAGGUUCAUUUAAGAGACUUUUUAAAAAAAUGUGAAUGCUAUUAAAAAUACUUACUAACUUUACUGUACUACUUGUUUGUCAUAAUGCAAUUUUUUUUUUUUUUUGAGAAUCCAGUUGCUCUUCAGUUAACAUUUGCUACUUUCAUUAAGAAUGCAAAUAUUUUAAGCUUCCUACUUACAUGUUAGGACUUGCAACAGGAUAAAAGAUAUACCUCCACAUUGCCAAAAUAGAUCUGUACUUCAACAUGCAGGGACAGUUUGGUUUAAUGUAAGUAGUUUAUAGAUUGAUUUCCACAGAUCUGUACAUAUGUCGUAUUCACUUGUCUCUUUUUACUUAAAAUAAUGCAAAUUGCUUUCACUGGUAUAUUGGCUUUUAAGGUUUCAGUUUAUCAAGGAAAAAAAUCUAAUGAUUUUCAAUCUAGAAAUAAAAUAUGAGAAAACUAUAUAUAAUAUAUGUACAGUAUUAAAAAUGUACAAUACUUGAUUUGUGCUUUGAUUUCAUUCUGGGUUCCUAUUAGUGAAUAAUUUAUUUUAAAAAAGCAUGUUUUCUAUUUGAAAUUAAACACAGUCCUAAAUUGAAAAAUACUGUUCAGUGACUUGUUUUAAUAGCUGACACUUAAUGAUCUUGAUAUUUUUAUGCAUCAAAAAAAUAGCAGUAAUGUAAGUGGCAUGCAAUGGACAUAUGAGUUCCAGUUGUGUUUUAAACGAGUAGUCGCUUUUCUUUGGUGUCCUAUCACUGGUAGCUUUUAAGAGUGCAGUAGUUUGUUACUCAAAUGCAAUAUGUGGUUUGAGAAAAGCAACAGAUUCUAAUAACCUGCUGGGAACGUGUGUUUUUGCUAUUAUGGUUAUCGAAACAAAAGAACAUUUUGAACUUAAGUUUUUUAAUUUUUGCAGAAGAUUAGAUCCUCUAAUACUUAUUUAUGACAGCAGUCUUCAAGGAUUAUUGUUGUAAGGUGGAGCCUGCUUUAUAAAAGUUCAGUAUGAAGUCUGAGCUUGCAAAUCUCAAGUUGUGUUAACUAACAUUAUUUGUUUUCUUCGUCUGUGAAUAACGACUUGUUAGCUUUACAAUAUUAAGUUCCUUUUGAACUUUCAUUCCUAUUACAGUUUUUAUACAUAGAGGCAGAUGAACUCCCCAAAAUUUUUGCUGUAAUUAUCCUUGGAUGAAAUAUUGAAAACUCAGAAGUAGUGAUUGACUAUCAAGUAGACAAUUAAAAUCAUUGCUGUCUUUCCUUUUCUGAACCAUUAAAAGAGGGGAAAUAUGUAACUUCUACAAUCAACUUGUCAUAAGACCAUUCAGGAGUCUUCUCAAUAUAUCUGCAAUCUGUACUUUAAAUUCUACCAAGCUGCAGAACUCAGGUUCAAGUCCAGUUUUCUUAGUAACAUGAGGGCAGAUUUAAAUUGUUGCUUUUUUAUAACGAGUUUGCCAAAUGAAUUAUUCACCAAACUCCCAUUCCCACUUUACUCUUUCUACAACAUUAUAGGGAAAAAAAAAACCCAACUUGUUUUGCAUUUAACAAAGGAUUGUUAAAUUUUUAGCAUCAAGCGUACAUGAGCAUGCAGCGUCCAUUGUUCCUUCACAAGAAGAAUGUCAUGCAACUUAAUGUUAGUAGGAUGGAUUUUGCUCUCACCUGCACAAAUCCAAAAUCUGCCAUAGCCUUUAAAUUUCAAAGCUUUACACCAGUGUUAGUAAUGAUCAGGACGUGGUAUUGUAGAGUACUAACUCUGCCGCUGACUUUUGUGCAUGUCACUUCUGAAUUCUUCCUUGGGUGCUCCAUGUGUCCAGAUUACUCUGCAUGAUACCCUAGUAUUACUUUUAUCUGAUGUGCAAGCUCUUCUGUAAUUCUCUAAGAGAUUUGAAGUUACUUCUACUGUCGGCUGUGUUUACCUUUAUUAAUAGGCAGCUCAAGCCUGUUUUGAUUCAUAUUGGUGAGUACCAACAGGUCUUUGCCAAGGUAUCCCUAGCUAAUACAUGUCACCUUGUGUAUUCCUUGGUGAGGGAUGGGGGAACAUUCAGGUAAGCAAGAAGAACUCUCAGUGGCUAUCUUUCUUUCAUGGUCAUCUCCCCAUUUUCUACAAGAGCCACCAAUGCAAUUGUGGGAUAUGGAGAGUUGUCUUACCAUAUUUCAGUUUAUA
Molecule: messenger RNA, 5220 nt
Organism: Chiroxiphia lanceolata (lance-tailed manakin)
Lineage: Eukaryota; Metazoa; Chordata; Aves; Passeriformes; Pipridae
Gene: FGD4
Product: FYVE, RhoGEF and PH domain containing 4
Exons: 17
Coding region: 588-2870 (760 amino acids)
Biological process (GO): cytoskeleton organization; filopodium assembly
Cellular component (GO): cytoplasm
Molecular function (GO): zinc ion binding; guanyl-nucleotide exchange factor activity
Source: RefSeq, a predicted model, not a curated record